AAAAAAGAAAAGCUGAAGAAUUGGGGGAAGAAGGGAUAGAGGAGGUGGCACUGUGAUAUCAUACCAUAUCAUAUAUUCUUUCUUUGUUCAUUGGGUUAGGGUUCUCUUCUACACUUUCAAUUCUCAAUCCCUUUUCUCACCCACUCUGCGUUCUUCCAUACGGUUCUGUUUAUUGAGCGGUUUGGAUAAAGAAUAAAAUCAUUAAAUGGCCUUCGUAGCACAUCAACCGCAGGGUUUGUAUGUGACAUCUUCCUCAAGGCAUUUUCCAUGGAGCAAAAAGCUGAAGUUGAAGCAGUGUUUAACAAAGCAUCACAUGAUUGGAAGAACUGACUGGCAGUGUGCAGUAAAGCGGAAUAUUUGUUUAAGUGUGGGGCCUCCUUGCUUUUGUGUAUCCAAGGUCAAACCUUUGAGGAUUUCAGGCUUCAAAGGCAGCCCCCAAAAUGAUGAUUCAAGAAUCAGGGCUAAUCGGUUGAAGGCACCCAAGACUUCUGUUAGACUAGGAGAGAGUGGGGAAGCUCACAACGUUCCACUCUCUUAUGCAUCUGAAUCAAAUGAUAGCCUUGCAACAUCAUCUACUUUUCAUAAACUUUUCAAUAAAUGGCUGACAAUGUUGCGCACACAACCAUCAAGCCAAGAUGUGGAUCAAGUUUUUGAAGAACCUGCAUCGGGGAUUUUACCAAAAACCCUACAAGGGACUCAAAUUAAGGAAAGAGGUGAGCUUUUGAAGGUGGCAUGGUCCCAUUUUCUGGCCCUGGAUGCAACAAUAAAGGUUCCUUUGUUGAUAUUUGUUCCUUUCUACCUGGCUGUUAAUGUAAAAUAUGGUGCUGAAGUUUCCAAGGAGUUAACUCCUUUAUGGGUUUUGGGGCCACUCAUUGUGGCUAUCCAAGUCAUGAUAAUCCGUUGGCUGUGUGCACUCUAUGUCUUCAGCUUCAAACAGACUGUCAAAUUACUUAAAAAUUCUCCCUCUUACUGCAUUUUGGCCUACAGUUACGUUUUUCGUGGCAAGCUCAAAGAGGAUAUCUCAACGUAUGUUUUGCAGCCUAUAUUGAGCGUAAAAAAUAGAGACUAUAAACAGCUAACGAGAAGAAAGUUGAAGCAAUUGCAGGAAUGGAUAGUGGAGUUGUAUCUUGAUUACGUGGAAUCAAUAUGGCCCUAUUAUUGUCGAACAAUCAGAUUUUUGAAGAGGGCUAAUCUUAUUUAGGUUUGAAAAUGAAAAAUAUUCUUAGGGGUAAGUCUCCAGAAAGGCUAAAGAGGGAUGAAGGAGAGUAUACUCCGUAGCGUUGAAAUUUUUAAAUGAGAUAUGGCCAAUCCCAUUUUCUGCUGGGGUUUUGGUGUUUUGAGCAUGUUAAUGGUCAUGAGGAAGUUAAGUUCCCAAUUCAUGUUUUAUUGAAAAUGUUACCUUAUUCUUAGAUUAGUAUUAGGUUGUAAUCGUUUUUUUUUUGCUGUUGAAUCGCUGCUUGUGAAAUUGAUUCUAUUCUGCAAUUGAUCAUCUGGCAGAGUUUGCCCCAAAGUCUCUCUCUAUCCUUUUGUAUUAUUUAACAUUAUGUUGUUUAAAUUAGGAAACUAUUGGUGCGUAAACCUCGUUCCGGUUGAAUUGGCGAAUAAUAAGGCUAGGCCUAGCGAGUUUCUUUACAUUUUCAACCACCAGAGUAGCCGAUGUGGAGCUUCUUUGUCCCACCUGUCAGCCAGGAACCGGAGGAUAUAUUGCUUUUUGGUUUGUAUACAACAUAAUGAGGGAAGAAAACAGAGAUGUGCACCUCUCGUUUAACGGUAGAAAGGGAAUUUAAGCUUUCUUUGCCACGUGGAAUCACUUGAGAGUCAUAUGCGUGUUUGGUUGAAAAUUCACUUGUUUUACAAUAGAAUCAUGGCGAAUGGCACAUAGACGCAGAAGUUACUGAGAGUAGCUUUGGGACUUGGGAGACAGACGUGGAUCAUUUCCCCCUCAACGCAAGCCCAAACAUACUGUAUGAAUAAUAUGAUGGUUGGAUCUGCUGCCUGCUCCCUGCUACCAUGUAUGAACUGAAUUCUGGAUACAUUAAAAUUAGCUUUAUUAGCUGAAUAAAGUAAAAUGACUUUUUGUACAA
Messenger RNA from Cajanus cajan (pigeon pea), 2084 nucleotides. Its product is annotated as embryo defective 2759. NCBI's taxonomy places the organism in Eukaryota, Viridiplantae, Streptophyta, Magnoliopsida, Fabales, Fabaceae. The record is from RefSeq and is a predicted model, not a curated record.